UCAAGUCUCGAAGUGUGUCACGUAAGGAACGUGCCCUCACUAGCCGGCGGUGGUGGGAAAUUUAGAUCUGUGUGUGAGCUCUGCUGUACUAUAGCAAGUAUUUUAAGUAUUUGUCCGACCAGGGUUUCGCGAUUUAAGAUGGGCAAGAAUAAGUACACAACACGACUGAAAAACUUUGCACGGAGGAACGAUUUGAAGCUGGAAUAUGAGAACGUUUUAGAGAGACCUGGCGAGAAAAGAGUCAUCAUGAGGGCUGUGAUCAAUGGGCAAAGGUUUCCUGAUGGUGAGGGGAAGAACGCUGAAAAAGCAAAGCAGAACGCAGCUCGAAAUGCCCUGGAAAGUUUGAAUGAGAAGGAAAAUCUAAUCGUGGAGGUGUCGCCCUUCGAAGUGUUUCAAGAUGGAGCCUCAGCCACGCUGCCCACGCCACAGACUGAACCGGAUUCCUGUGGCGCUUCAUCAGAACCUGUGGCGCAGACCUGUAAUUCGUCAAAAAACUCCAAGCCUGCCAACAUCCUGUUUGGGCAGGACACAAAAGUGAAAAUCGGAGACUUUGGACUGGUCACUGCUGAGAACGACGACGAUGACAAGUCCCCGAUCAAGAGAACUGAGGAGAAGGGAACACCAUCAUACAUGGCUCCUGAACAGAAGGGCAAGAACUACAGCAGAAAGGUUGACAUAUUUGCUUUGGGGCUGAUCUACUUUGAGCUUCUUUGGAAAAUCUCCAGUUGUUAUGAAAAGUUCAAGACAUGGGAAGACAUCAGGAAACGGAAGCUUCCCAAAGAAUUUGCAUCCACCUUUGACUGGGAGUACAUCACCAUCAGAUCAAUGCUGAGUAUGAAUCCCGAAGACCGACCUGAAGCGUCUAAGGUCAUAACAGACCUGGAAGAGUGCGCUAAACGGAUAAACGCUGAAGAAAUAGCGCGUCGUGGAAGGGCCACUGUCUAAAUAGCGGGAAUACAACAGAAGAAUUUCAUCUGCACAUGGGGGGGGGGAAGAUCCAUUGGUGCUCUUGAAUGACUUUCAGAAUAAUGUCAAAUAUUCACAUGCAACUUAAAAUCAUAAAUGAUCGUUUUUAGAACAUACCACCAAACAUUGAAGCUACAGCAACCUGUAGUUUUCAUUUUAAAAUUUAAAUGACCAGUUCUGCCCAUCCUUCCAGGAAGUGUGCAAACCAUGCCAUUUGACACAUGACUAGAUAUUUUAUUGAUCACAUAUUGAAUUUACAGUUGCAGGAUAAAGAAUAAGCAUAAUAUAAUAUUUUAUAUUACCACCGGUCCAUACUGACUUUUCUUAAAAGUAAUGUAGUAUGUUACUUAAUUACUCGCCAGAGAAAGUAAUUUGCUGCACUGCUAGUUGCAUUACUUUCGCAUUACACCAUAAACACACCAACACAAAUUUGUGCCCUAAUGAGGACACGUGUACAGUCUGAUAGUUUUUAGGUAUGAACAAAAAGCCGACAACACAAAGCAAAAACACUCAAACAUUUCUACUGUAAAAUCAUGAACAGGUAGAAACAAAACGUCACGAUGAUUCGUGGUUUGAUGAGACUAACUGCUCAUCAAUGUCUGUUACCUGUUGAAGUUCAGGCUCUGACCUCUGAGUUGGGGGUCGGUAAACUCCUCCAUUGCAGUCUGAGGUGCACUGGGAUGUGAAGCUUGGAGAAAAAUCCUCAGUUUUUCUGACAAUCCUUUCUUUUUUCUGUCUUUCUUCUGUCUUAAUUUAUGUCAUUUGCAUUUUUAAAAAAAUCUUUUUGUCUUUUGUAUACUUUCUAUAUGCAUUUAUGUCUGUGCGUCACCUGGUGAUUGCACAGUUUCCUCUUUUGAGUAACGUUUUCUAAGUCAAAUAAAAAGAAUUUUUGUUGUUGUUGUUGUCUUUCGUUCUUUGGCCUGUAGGGGGAGCUGUGGCACUGCAUAGGUCGGGCAGUUCAAAUUGCGGCUGCAGGCUCCAGGCCCUGUCUGCCUGUGGGUAAGAGAGGUUUAUUCACAGUGAGGGGGCCAAAGCUGAGGGCGCUGCGUGACAUUUAAUCAUGCCCCUGGCGCAUGCUGGAUGAUUAACAUCUCAGUGGAAAACCGCAGUAACAAGUGCCAAACGCAGGAUCCCACACAAUCACCUGGACCCGGUGCCCACAGUCACAUGGGCCCGCUAAUCAGCACAAAUCAGCUCCUGCAGCUCAGUAUGUUACCUCAACAAUCUCCACAGUGCAAAGAGCCUUAAAAUUUGCUUGCCGCCUGUGGAGAGGCCAUAGGUGAAGGACUGAUUUCUGUCUUAUCAGCUACAGCACUACCUCAUUGUGACAGCAGCAGUAAAAGAGGGGAAAGCUCCUGAAAGAAACCACGCAGAUCCAGAUCCUUAUCCUCUCAGCAGUGAACAUGGGAUAUUUUAAGCCUCCCUCACUGAUCUUCCCCCCUAGACCUUGGGAAGACUCUUGUAGCCUGCAUGAAUGACUUACAGUAACUUGCAGCUGUUGGUGUUUGCUGAGAAGUGUUAGUAAUGCUACUUAAAAGAUUUUUAACCACACAAAACGGACACGAGUAAUAUUACAGUUCCUUUUUUCACGAUGUGAUAACUUCGGAUAUAGAGGCACGUUUGUCUCGGCCCGAUAAAGCCCAAUAUGUUGCAUCUCCUGUGAAAUAUUUGGCUCUUUAUUUAUAGACACAUGUUCACAACUGACCUGACUACAAGGACUAAACGGGUGCUGUGUGGAAGCAAAAAAAGGCCUUAAGUGAACGUGAGAAAAACAUUUUGUUGGAAUCCAUUCAAAUUUAUAAAAGCAUCGCGAUCUGUGAUAUGUAACUCAACCACACUUAGUGAGCAAAUGGAAAAAGAUUUGCACAAAUAGCAGUAUUGCAGGUUCAUUGAUAAAAUCAGUACACGCAAAACGUGUACGUGUGUCCAUCCAAAAGUUAAAAAACAAAAACAUCACUUCACUAUCAGAUCACAGAGCUGAGGUUGGGCCACCUUCACAGUGUGUGGCUGCAAUCAGGCUUCAUCUUUGUAGUGAACAGUGUGAAUUCACAAACCCAAACAACCAUCUUAUGUAGUCUGCAUUUUACAAAUGACUCUUAUCAUCAAUAAAAUCAUUACUUCUUUACUGUGGAUUGUAGCACUUAGACACAAUUAGAAUUUUGUUGCUAUUUUCUAUUCAUUGCCUUUAAAUUCUUAUUUUUUUCAAUUACAAUCCAAAAUUAUUCAAGCCAGUCGACUUUUCUUUUUUUACUCUGCAGAUGUCAUUUAGAUAGCGACUGCAUGAGAAAACUUUGAGCUGUUCUUCCUGUGACAUUUACACCACCAAAACAAUGUACUUUCUCAUUUUAGCAGCAUCUAAGAUAAGAAACCUGGUGUGUCUCCAAUCUUCUGCAGCUGUCGCGCUCCUGCGAGCAGGCUUAUUGGAUGUAUUGAGGUCACUUCCUCUGAGAGCACUGUGGGCAUUGAAGCAGUGCUUCUAGUCAGUGGCUUGAACCAUGUUGCCGGGGGUAAAAUGGACUCACAAGUCAGAGUGUCUCCCCACAGUCCCCGGGGGUCGGGCCAAACGAUUACUCUGUGCGUAGCCUCAUUUCAGAAGCAGCAACCAGAGUUUGCUUUGCUCUGUGCGCUUUAGAAAUCAGCUCUGCUGCAAAGACAACGCUGUUGCCCACCUGCAGACCUCAAAAUGAAACGUGACAGUUCAGAAUACAUGUGACCGGUGAGAUAUGGAUUUGUCAUCUCCCCCUGCCUAUGCAUAUAUUUCAGAAGUUCCUGUUAAAUUAUAGCUCACUUAACCUUUGGUGCACUCAGGUUAACUGGAGCAUGAGCGCAUGCUGUGUCUUGCCCGAGGCUCCACUUGGCUUUUACGCUGUGCUUUCCACCUCUCCAGAACCACAUCCAGCCACCGUCCACUCCACUCAAGGAACGCUGUAGGGUUUAAAGGGCCACACCUGUGAUUUUUCAGCAUGCUGUUAUGUUACAUGCUGGCAAAAGAUUUAAAUGACUAUACAGCUUGCAAGAACUUUGCUGCUCUGAAUUCUGUACUAUGUAUACAUACACGUACAUCCUGGCAACACUUUUCCAGUCUUGUGUUUCCCAGUUUUGGUGAGGCUGUGUGAACUGUAGCCUCUAUUUGUGUUGUGCAUUGACAGAUGCUCUUGUGCCUUCCUAUCAGCUCAAAGCAGUGUGGCCAUUCUCUAACCUCUGGCAUCAACAUCCACAUCCACAGAUUUUCUCUUUUUUGGACCAUUAUCUGUAAACCUCAGAGACGCUUAUGUGGGAAAACCCUUUAUUUUCCAUUCUGAUGCUCUCAUUCGGAUUUUCUGUUGCUGUCUCAAACGUGUCUGCCUUUUUGCAGUCGGCUGAUUUGAUAUUAUCAGUAACAAGCAACUGAGAAAGUCUAUUUAGUGAAGUGGCUGGUGAGCAGGGGGAAAUUAUAAUGCAAUGUAAGAGCAAAUUAUUAGCACUCAGCACUUUUUCUUAACAUGUACAUGAUUUCUGGCUCUUCUGGUUUUAAUGGACCGUUUCAGUUCAUGUUUAUUAGCUCUCCUAGCAGGUCACAACAGGCAGCUGCUUCACACCCUGAAUCCUUAGAUAACCACAUUUAAAGUCCCAGGUAAUAAAUUCACAAGUUGAAGUAAAUGAGUUUAAACAUGGAGUCUCUCUGAGAGUCAUUUUAAGUUACAGUGUAACCCUUUAACUGGGUGUCAAACAGGGACAGGGCUACAGCUGGGAACAUCAGUGUUUUGUCUCCUGCACAUGUUCUAAUUUAACGAUUUCAUCCGGUUACUUUAUAAAAAAUACUACACAUGGUGAGCACCUCCUGUGGUACUUUCCAGGCGCUUUCCAGGCAAAUCUGAAUCCUAGAAAGUGUUCCAUCUUCACCAUAAGUAAAGUCAUAUAUAAAAAUAUGUAGUUGUGUAUCAAGAUGUGUUGUGUUAUUCAGUAUCAUGGUCUCGGUAUGAAAUGUCUUUCCAAACCCCGGCUGUUGUCAGAUUUACCCUAGGUGUCAUCAGCUCAAAGGUCGCCCUAAUUAGAAGUUGUGAAGGGACCUGUUUGCGUCAUCAUUGCACAAAGUCAAGGCUUUUGUUGUUUCCUUGCAAAAGUUGAACUACUAGAUGAAUGAGUACGGUGACCUCGAGAAGUCAAACGGACUGCACCUUAAGAAAACACCAGCAAAUAGAAAAAUACUGUAAAAGGACACAAGACUCAACAGAAGUUGAAAAAAAAAAAACCCCACAAAUAAAUGAGAACAAACUUGAACAAAACACAACAGAAGUGUUUUUGGGGACGCAACAACAGGACAGAGCGGCUGCGGAGGUGACAGAAACCAAAACGUUAAGGAUCGCAUUGAGGUACGCUUAAAAGAAGGGAGGGUCUCAUUGGCGUUGUAAGGGAGGAAAAGAUGGAGGUAAUGCGUGUUUUAAUUACAUGAUUCAUAUCAUACUAUUAGCUUGUAAAUUCCACCGCUGUUCCCUCACGUUGUUGUCGCUUCCGUUUAGUUUCGGGUUGUUUUCUUUCUGUUUCCGUUGUGUUUUGUUUGCUUUUGCAGCGUUUUUUCCAUUUGCUGGUGUUUUCUUAAUUUCCCACCAUAAACGAGUGGUUAUACUGAACACAGGACAAAAGUUCUGCCAUUGCUUUUAUGUUCAAGCCGUUACAUCUGAGCUGCGAUUUGAAAGGAAAACACCUCAUUCACUCAGACCCACCUGAUUCAGCUCUAACUGGCAGGUCCGCGCAUUACAUCCUCUUCCCAACGCCUACAGUGAAUCCUCCCCCGAGUUCUUGUACUCUGGUUACAUAAAACCUAUUCACAGGAGAACUCCCAGACGGCCUGUGGCGGGUCCAUAACUGCGCUGACAAAUCAAAGACAACUGACUUUUCAGAUCUGGCUCCACGUCAGCCAAAUAUUCAGUGGAGAUUUUCCAUCCAUUCUCACUUGUUAUAUUUAUCCCUCCAAAAUACCAGCCCGCUGUCUCCUGAGAGCAGGCCUGUCAGAGGUAAUAAUGCACAUCACAUGAUUUUAGCUGCUGCUAUUUAUCACUGCUACAGAGACUUCUCUUUUACCUCUUGACUUGGUUUGAAAUUUUGAAAAGUCCCUAAACUCUAAGGUAUGUUCACUGUAAAGAGUUGUGAUUUCUUUUUUACAAUGAUUUUCUAAAGAUGGUCCCGUUGUUGCAAAAAAUGAAUACCCUGUUUGCGUAAAUUUGGUGAAAUUGGUCUAACGGUGUGUUUUGUUGCUUUUAUGGGCACGUGGAUACAAGUGAGAUGCAUGUGUGGGCAUGCGUCCUCUUUUCUUGGCAGGUGUGCGUUUGUGCUUCAGCUGAAGGGGCUGUCACACCAACUAGAUUUAGGCUGCCUUGUGUAACUCUGCGUGGGUUUGUAAUUUACUACAAAUGAUAGCGCUUUCUCUCUGUUGACAGCCACCCCACACAGUCCAUCCAACAAAGUCGUUUGGUGGCUUCCUGUCCUCAAAUGCUUGGCAUCUUGGUGCAGUGUCCCCCUUAUCUUGCAGCUUUGAAGGUCAAGAGAAUGAUGCCAAACUCACCUGGUAAAUCUUUAAUAAGUCAAAGAGUCAGCCCCAUCUGGAGUUCAGCAGUUCAUCGUAGAGCAGCAGGAGGGGGGGUAGGCGGCAGCGUGUCUGGAGGAUCCUCUGAAAGCCUGCGCAGCCAGUUAUUCCCCUGUUUCCUUUUUGCAAAAACGACACCUUCUGACAGCCCAGCUGUUGUGCCGAUUUCAUGCCCACAGGAAAGACGUGUGUGAGGUGAUGCAAUCAUGAUGUUAGAGUGGAUUUCUCAUGCAAGCACAAAGAAAGAGAAGGCAAAACCAGAGAACAAGAAGAAAAUGAAGGUUUCUUAAACCACAACCAACGUGCUCUGCGGAGAAAAAGGCUUUAUCAAACAAGGUUCGAGCUGAAGAUUACAACACUGCAUCCACUGCAACCGCCAACGCUAAUGUUGUUUACGGCUAGACGGAUUCUUCCAAAUCGAGGACAGAGACAUCCUCCUCGUUGCUGUCAUAAAUAUAUCACAGCCGUGGCGAAAACCAGACAGCCUGCACUUCUUCAAAGACUGUGAAGUUACAGUUUUAUUUGCCAUUAAAUGAUUCACAGGGAAGUAUCUGCUUCUGCUCCCCGCACCUGCAGACUGAAGCCGUGAGAUAGGAUUCAAGCUUUUCCUCUCCGUGCUAUUAAAGGCUGUGUGGUGAAGUGUUUAUAGUUGACAAAUUAGAAUAUUCAGAGCUGAAAGGAUCAAGCAAGGUGACUUUGUUGCGUAAUUUGAAUGAUAAGUGACAAUAAAUCUGGGUUUUCUCUGUUCUUUUAUCAGGCUUUGCAGGGGAAAUAAGACGGGGAGGUGGGGGGGAGCAGGCAAGCUCAUCAAACCGGCAGAUGAAUCGAAAGAUAGAGUGAAUCGACGGGAAUUAAUUACUUUAGUAAUGUUUGUGGAUUCAUGUUUGCUUCCUUCUCUUUGUGUCAGUAGUAAUUACGCAGGCACCUAUGGGAGAGGCAGGGAAGGGAGAUGAAAGGCGCCGUGAAACCAGGACACGAACAAAGCCAGAAACAGAAAGAGGGGGCCAACGCUUGAACACCAUGCCAUGACAGACAGCCUUUGGGGCUGUUUUAUUCAGCUGCCAGGAGCUUUUUAGGAUUCGUUUUAUCUGCUCUGCCUUCCCACCCACCCACACGCCCACCCCUCUGGAUGGUGCUCCAGAUGAUUUGUGUCCAGUUUGGCUUCACUCGAGCCAACACAGCCUCUAAAAGCAGACACACUCUGCCUCCUUCCCUGCAAUCAGCCCUGCCUGUCUUGCGUUUGAGAGCUGUUAAACCUCUUUUCUGCGUGAGUGGGUUAGCUCGUGUUUAAGUGAAAAGGUCCCCUUAGGUUGUACGUUUUUAAAGAUGAAUUUAAAAUCGACUCCAUUUUUUUCCCUUUCCUUUGAAGGGUGUCUCACACGGAAAAUAUUCAGCAGUGCACAUCACGACUUACUUGCAGAUGCAAUGCAUGUUAUGAUUAAAGGGCUAACCACAAUAGCGGAGGUUUUUGAUGGAGGAGGUAAUACCACCAGCAAUUUUCAUCACACAGUCACGUAUUUACACAGCGUUGCCUGUUUCCUUGUUUUCCCUCCUUUAAAAAGUGAUUUCUCUUAAAUCGGCCCUAACUGGUUGGUGUAAUUUGAUAGUUGAGAUGCUUCAGAAGCCGUGGACCGAAGGACAAAGCCAGACUCAAGAUUUCAAACGCCGCAAGUAAUUCACAGCGAGGGUCGGGGAAUGAGGCUGAUCACAUAUCCAUUCAGAGACAAUGCUGCCCUAGACAUCUGUAUUGAUCUUUAUUGGAAAAGAAGCCUUUUCUGUCUGGUACCUCCAAAAACAACAAAUCAAUUGUUGUGUGAGUGUGUACAUCACUUGAAGGUUGCAUUUGAUUCCAGCGGGGUUAGUUUUAGUUGCUGAUAUUUUUCAGGAUCUUUGUAAAUUUCUUUUUAUUAUUAUUUUAAUUAGUAAAAUAGUUGCCUAUGUGCUGCAUUGGAAAUUUAAAGCAUCAAACUAUUGCUAACCUCUGUUCUUUAUAUUUUUAUUAACAAAAUAAAUAUCUCAAUUCUCAUCAAAGGUCAUAAAAAUGAAAUGAAUUCAAGGGCAGACAGUCGCUCCCGUAUAUAAAAGUCAGCGUAUAACCUGAUAAGAUGCUCUUUAGGGACGAAUGCAGUCGAAUUAAAUUCAUUGCACACCACAUCUGGCCUCUCAAAAAUCCUUUUAGAGAUGGCUGAAAGUCUCCGCUGCUGCCACACGGCUCCUGUGUUCUUCAUCAGACCCAAAUUAGUGGCAUUACACUCAGAGAGCCAUCUCAUAAAUAGAUUUCUUGUUGUGUGUGAAGCCUCAUAGGGGAAUCGGUGCACCAUGUUGCCAUCUGUCUUUGUACUUCCAGCCUCCGGAGCCACUUUCCCAGAAAUCAACACCCUGUGGUCUGAAUCACACUUGGCAUUCUGUCGUCCGCAUUUCUUUUUUGUCCCCCCACCACCUCCCAAAUUGAGGUUUGUAAGCACUAUCAACAGAGAGCAUGCUGUGCUUGGUCAUUACAGGCAUGUCAGUCUUCAGAGAACAUUGGAGAUAAUGUCGUCCCUAAGAGUCUUUUUGUGCCGUAUUAUCACCAGCAAACGACACACAGAGACACGAGCGGUACCUUGUUUCACUGGAAGGGGGCUUGCUGCAGUGCAUGUUGGGCGAUUAGUUAGUGACAUCACAUCCAUGUCUUUGGAACAUUUUUUUGUUUGGAUCCUCUUUAUAAGGGCUCAAUAAAAAUCAGCAGGCUCUCGAGGUGUGGGUGGCAGAUGUGCAUUCAGAGGUUGAAGCUGUGAAAAGCAGAUGCAUCACUUCUUUAGCUACACUGAGGCAUAUUUUAUAUUACCAGUAUAUUGCAUUGUUUAUGUAAAAGACUGAGUCAUUUAAAUGCAAAUCCAAUGCAACAUUUAAAAAUAAGUUUGAACAUCUGUUUACAAAGAAGCAGCACUAGCGAAGAAACUAGGUCUCUCUUCUGAGGAACCAUAUCCCAGUUUGGAUUCGGGAGACAGUCACCAUGUGAGAGUUGAUCGAGUGGUGGAGGCGGAAAUAAACUGUUCAGAAGGCCAGUAUUUUUAUUAUAUCCUUCACAUCUGUGAUCUAAUGUGUCAUAUAUGCAGUGCAGCCAACUAAAGAAGAAAUCAAAGACUUUACAAAGGGAAAAAAGGAAAAAUAACUCAAAGAUAAUCCUAAACUAAGCAGAGACAGCUCUGCACUUGGCUGAACCCCUUUAACGAGGGCUCCUGACAAUAAGCCAUUAUGAUCGAUGAUAGUCCCAUGAUGCGCUGAGUGCUUCUAACCCUUUUUUACUCUAGGUUUAUAAACCACUUUACAUUCAGUCAUUAGUUAUUGGUAACCUCUGCCUAUCUUUCAGUCUGUCCUUUGUCCCGUCUUCCUCUCCUGUGU
This is a messenger RNA of Haplochromis burtoni (Burton's mouthbrooder), 9913 nucleotides long. Its product is annotated as eukaryotic translation initiation factor 2-alpha kinase 3. Gene Ontology annotation, biological process: protein phosphorylation. The record is from RefSeq and is a predicted model, not a curated record. NCBI's taxonomy places the organism in Eukaryota, Metazoa, Chordata, Actinopteri, Cichliformes, Cichlidae. Gene Ontology annotation, molecular function: protein kinase activity; ATP binding.